Molecule: messenger RNA, 1665 nt
Organism: Adineta ricciae
Lineage: Eukaryota; Metazoa; Rotifera; Eurotatoria; Adinetida; Adinetidae
Source: the annotation of a GenBank genome assembly
AUGACCGAUUGGCGAGAAUUUCGUCCUCAACCAAAACUACUUCAUUCAAAUUUCGAUGGUUAUCGUCUAACGCUUGAUCCCUUAGCACACUAUUCGUUAAAAUUCGAUGCAAACGUGCAUGUUCAAAAAGGUUUCGAAUUGGACAAUGAUUUAUACACAUUCAAUGGAAUCAAAGGCUUCAAAUCGUUAAAUCAACUCUAUAUGAAUAAUAACAAUAUCUAUUUUGUUGAUCAAACACAUUCCAUCCGACAAGUCGAUCUUUCAACAGAUCAAUCUCUCUCACAUUUACAACAACCUUUCAGUGUUUAUCAAUUACCUAAAACCACGAUGAAUACAUCCAUGCUUUUCGUCAAUGAGUCGUUAGUUUUCGUAUGUGAUGGUCGGUCGAAAUUAUUUCUUCUCAACACCACCGCAAACAAAUGGAAACUGUUACAUGAGGAGGAUUUUGAUGAAAGUGUAACAUCGCCGGUAAGACUAAUACAUGCUGUUUGUCGUGAAGGGUACUUACAUGCAGUUCUCGGUUUCAUUCAAACUGAAUGUCAAUUGCUUUGGGUGACCUUUUCGAUUGGCUCAUCCAAUGAAAUACAACUGACAAGGAGAAGAACGUUAAGUGGUAAGAAAUGGCCAGAUUUUGUUGCUUUGGAAUUAAACGGACAAGGACUAUAUAUCGCUGCUGAAGGUUCAUAUAAAUUCGUAUUCGAUUCUCAAAUUGAAGUUAAAGCAGAACAAGUGCCUAAACAACCUGUAAUGGAAAAGAUCGAAUCACCGAUUCAUUAUAUUUGGUCACAAACGUAUACAACAAUUGAAAUUGAGAUCGACUCGAAUAGCAAUGACUCACAACAAUGGUCUGUUAACAUCGAAGCCGAUCGUUUGAAAUGUUCUCUGAACGAUACUGUAUUAAUUGAUGCCAAACUGUAUGAUAAAAUCGAUACAAAAGAAAGUUCGUACACGGUCACAAAGGACAAAACUAAUCAAAUGAAUAUUACUCUUCAUAAAGCAAAUGUUGGACUAUUUUGGAGUGAGACUUUCAAAGAAGGUCAAAGUAUAUCCGGUGACAUUAAAAUGGUCAAUAUUCCUGAAACUACUACUACAGCCGAUGAUGAUGACGAGAUCAAACAACCUUACAACAGUCAACAAUUAGAAGAAUGUGAUCAAUACUCAAAUGAAAACGACACGUAUUUAGUACGGUUCGAUGGUGAUACACAUCGAACAACACAUCAAGCGUUGAUUUGCAAUCAAAUCUUAUUUACAAAAUUAGAUCCACCACUUCUAUGUAUUCGUCAUGAUGUUGAUGGAUUAAUUUGGCAGAUCAAUUCUAUUACAUCUGAUAAUCAAGCACCAUGGAGCCAUGAAGCAACAUUGAAUGCAUUUGGUUAUGUUCAAGCUUCGAAACAGAACCGUAAAUUUCUUUCCACGCCGCCGGAUUAUUCAUACGCGUUAAUUUCUGAUGUUUCGACACAUCUAUAUCUUUAUAAACAGGAGUCGCCAACAUCGAAUCUUCCAGGUUCAUCGUUACGCAAUCGUAAAACGGGAAAACUCGUUGAAAGUGUCGCUAAGCAGCAUAUGAUUUCAUUAGAAAAUCAUAAUGAAAUUCUAGGUCUUCUGACAACUAACGAACGUACAUAUAUAUUGACUGAUGAUCAAUUGUUUAUCAUUGCCAUAUAA